Molecule: messenger RNA, 477 nt
Organism: Emiliania huxleyi CCMP1516
Lineage: Eukaryota; Haptophyta; Isochrysidales; Noelaerhabdaceae
Exons: 1
Coding region: 1-477 (158 amino acids)
Biological process (GO): RNA processing
Molecular function (GO): ribonuclease III activity
Source: RefSeq, a predicted model, not a curated record
AUGAGCCUCGCACCGGAGCAGAGAGAAUGGACUCCGCCUGACGCCGGCGAUCGGCCUGAGGCUGCCGAGAUGCUCAGCCGCCUAACGCCCGGCACUCUCGCCUAUCUGGGCGACGCCGUCUACGAGCAAUCUGUGCGCGAGCGGCUGCUCUGGCCUCCGUCGAGGAUCGACAGCCUCACUAGCCGCGUGCAGCGCCUCGUGCGGGCAGAGGGGCAGGAGGCGCUCCUGCGCGCGACGGUGGCGGGCUUUGGGCUGAGCGAGGAGGAGCAGGAGUGGGUGCGCCGCGGCCGGAACUCCGCCGGCCGUGGGCCUCGCCGGCUGCACCCGAGCGUGUACCGUGCGGCCACCGGCUUCGAGUGCCUCGUCGGCUACCUGCACAUCACGGACCGCGACCGCUGCGCGGCGCUCCUCGAGUUUUGCCACGGGCUCGGCGAGCCGCCCGAGGAGGAGACUCUUGACGAGGAGGGCGGCCCGUGA